AUGCGGCAGGCCGUAUUUGUCCAGAAGAGGCAUGUGCCGGAGCUGCACUUGACGGCGUUGAGGUUGGAGCAUGACAAAACUGGCGCAGAGUACCUCCAUGUCGCUCGGGACGACAAGAACAAUGUCUUUGCAAUCAACUUCAAAACAAAUCCUACCGAUAGAACUGGCUUGCCCCAUAUCCUCGAACACGUUACGCUAUGUGGGAGCGAAAAGUAUCCCGUCCGGGAUCCCUUUUUCAAAAUGAUGCCGCGAUCGCUGGCCAAUUUUAUGAAUGCAUUUACGUCUUCGGACUACACGUCAUAUCCAUUUGCCACUACAAAUCUUCAAGAUUACCGCAAUCUGUCGUCAGUCUACAUGGAUGCAACUCUCCACCCACUGUUGAAACGUACCGACUUUUUGCAAGAAGGAUGGCGGCUUGGUCCGGAAGACCCCCGAGAACCCCCGACGGAGGACAAUAUCAAGUUCAAAGGAGUUGUCUAUAACGAGAUGAAAGGGCAGAUGUCAGACGCCAGCUAUCUCUUCUACAUCAGGUUUAGAGAACAUCUCAUACCAUCUCUGCACAAUUCUGGUGGUGAUCCUGAGUUCAUGACUCAGCUCACACACGAUCAACUCGUCAACUUCUCCCGGAAGAACUACCAUCCCAGCAACGCAAAGAUAUUCUCUUACGGCAGCUUAAGCCUGGCCGAACAACUUCAGUAUGUGGACGAGGCCAUCUCAAAAUUCGACAAGGCCACGCCAGAUACGGAGAUCAAGAUGCCAAUCAGUUUUUCCAAUGGAUUCAUCGCUUUCGAGGUACCCGGCCCGGUCGAUGCGAUGCAACCCCCUGACCGGCAAUUUAAGUCUUCCAUUUCCUGGAUGGGAUGUCCCUCCUCCGAUGUGGUAGAGACCUUUUGUAUCGGCAUAAUGAUGUCGUUGUUGAUGAGUGGUUACGGUUCCCCUCUAUAUCAAGGGUUAAUCGAGUCGGGCUUAGGAACUAACUUCAGCCCAAAUUCCGGAUACGACGCCUCUGCAAGGGUUGGAGUUUUCUCCAUCGGACUAGACGGUAUGAAAGCUGAAGAUAUUGCUGGCUUGAAAAAGAGAAUUCAGACAACUUUGCGAGACAAAGCCCACGAGGCUUUUCAACCAAACAAGAUCGAAGGUUACAUGCAUCAACUGGAGCUUUCCUUGAAGCAUAAAACAGCCAAUUUUGGGAUGGGCUUACUGGAGAAAACUCUCCCUGGGUGGUUUAAUGGAGUCAACCCAAUGGAUUUCCUGGCAUGGAACGAAGUCAUCGAUGCUUUCAAACAACGGAUGAAAGAAGAGAAAUAUCUUAACCAACUUGUACAAAAAUAUCUCUUGAACGACAAUUGCAUGCAAUUCACCAUGACUCCUUCGGAGUCUUACGGUGCCGCCUUGGAGGCACGGGAAGAAGAACGGAGGAGGAACAUUCUAGAGACAGUCAAGAACGCUUCCAGUUCACCCGAGACCGCCAUUUUGGAGCUUGGUCGGCAGGAACUUGAGCUCGUCGAGGAACAAGAGAAGGCUCAAGACAAGAAUCUGGAUACCCUCCCAACUCUCCGCGUCAGCGAUAUCACUCGAGACAAGGAAAGAAAGCCAAGAUAUCAUCAGAAGAUAGGUGAAGUGGAUUGCUUAUGGCGUGAAACCGAGACGAACGGGAUCACAUAUUUCCAGGCAAAGAACCUCUUCAGAAACCUCCCUAACGAGCUUAGGGUCUUGUUACCACUAUUCACGGAUUCAUUGAUGCGGUUAGGCACCAAAACAAUGUCUGUGGGAGAUCUCGAAGCCGAAAUUCUUCUUAAGACCGGCGGCAUAACGGUGUCCUCAUUUGCGGCGCCCGAUCCGUGGAGUCUGGACAAAUGUAAUGAAGGGCUCUUGGUGGAUGGCUAUGCGCUGGACAGAAAUGUACCAGCAAUGCUUGAUCUUAUCCGCACACUGCUAUUGGACAUUGACUUUACAAGUCCCGGAGCUAUUGCUGCAAUUCGGGAGCUUCUGGAAUCUAAGGCUUCCGGGGCUCUGGAUACAGUGGCGGAAAGCGGUCACCACUUCGCCGUCACGAGCGCUUCUGCUGCGCUGACACAAAGAGGGUGGAUUCAGGACCAGCUCUCUGGACUCUCGCAAAUAGAAUCCACCGCUCGUAUACUGGAUCAAGCCAGACGUGAUCCAGAAAGCUUGGUGCAGGUCAUACAGAACCUGCAAACCAUCCAAUCGAUAGCAAUCGCCAACUCGUCCGACUUGUCGCUGCGUGUCGUGUGUGAAGCUGCCUCGGUCAAGGGCAAUCGAGAUCUCAUUCAGAACUUCCUUGCCCAGUUACCACGAGCCCAGCCAUCAGUGAGUGACUCGGUUCUAUCGAGUGUGAUACCGGGCUCGUCACUUUCACGACGAGCUUUCUUCGACCUGCCAUUUCAAGUUUCUUAUACGGGAACAUGCCUCCAAACCGCACCCUAUAAUUCACCAGACAAAGCACCACUCACUGUGCUUGGCCAACUCUUGGUCCACAACUUUCUCCAUCCCGAGGUGCGAGAGAAGGGUGGCGCAUAUGGUGCGUCGGCGAGUGCGAGCCCGAUCAGUGGAUUGUUCACCAUGUCGUCGUAUCGAGAUCCCAAUCCUCGCACUUCGUUGAGUGUGUUCGAGCGCGCGGGACUCUAUGCCCGUGAUAGGGUCUGGAGUGGCCGCGAGCUUGAGGAGAGCAAGCUGAGCAUUUUUCAAGGAGUUGACGCUCCCACAAGCGUGAGCAGCGAAGCAAGUAAAGAGUUCAUGUACGGCAUCACCGAAGAUAUGGACCAGGAAAUGCGCGAACGCUUACUGAGUGUCACGAAGGAGGCUGUGCAGUCAGUCGCUCAGAAGUACCUCGUGGACCUCCCUUCGGAUUUGAGGUCUAUGUGUGUCCUAGGGGAAAAGAAAGACUGGGUCGAGCGAGAUCCGAAUGAAUGGCAAGUCAAGACUUUGAAGAUGUCAGCCGAAAAUUAA
This is a messenger RNA of Fonsecaea monophora, 2967 nucleotides long. RefSeq lists its product as hypothetical. Bases 1 to 2967 code for a protein of 988 amino acids. Gene Ontology annotation, cellular component: mitochondrial matrix. The transcript is spliced from 2 exons. The record is from RefSeq and is a predicted model, not a curated record. Gene Ontology annotation, biological process: protein processing. Gene Ontology annotation, molecular function: metal ion binding. Lineage: Eukaryota; Fungi; Ascomycota; Eurotiomycetes; Chaetothyriales; Herpotrichiellaceae.